Molecule: messenger RNA, 2337 nt
Organism: Pundamilia nyererei
Lineage: Eukaryota; Metazoa; Chordata; Actinopteri; Cichliformes; Cichlidae
Gene: tars2
Product: threonyl-tRNA synthetase 2, mitochondrial
Exons: 18
Coding region: 132-2216 (694 amino acids)
Biological process (GO): threonyl-tRNA aminoacylation
Cellular component (GO): mitochondrion; cytoplasm
Molecular function (GO): ATP binding; threonine-tRNA ligase activity
Source: RefSeq, a predicted model, not a curated record
CUUUUCAGUCUUUACGUCAACGCUGCUGCCAGUAACCCGUUCUUUCCGGUGUUAUGGCCGCUUGCAGUGAAGGGGACAGUUAUAUGUGGUAAUGGUGAAUGAAGCGGUUGUUUUAGGCAGGGGUGUUUGGUAUGGCGGUGACGCAGCUGCUUCGGCUUGUUACCUGUCGUUCGACAGCUCGUGCGACCCUUUGCGCGCAGAGGAAGUACAGCAAGGUGAAUGCAUCUCCUGCCUUAUCUGAACGACUGCAGAUCUUUGAGGCUCUCAGGGAAAAACGUGGAAAUGGGAAGCGUUUUGAAUCGACAGAAAUGCCCCUCCGUAUCCGGCUGGUUGACGGCCGGAUAGUUAAGGGAACAGCUGGUGUCACCACACCGCUCUAUGUUGCUCGGAGUGUGAGAUUGAAAGGAGCCCUGGUGAGUAAGGUGAAUGGGGAACUCUGGGAGCUUGGACGACCCCUAGAGGCAGACUGUGAACUACAACUUCUGGGGUUUGAUACAACUGAGGGAAAGCAGGCAGCCUGGAGAACAGGGGCGUGCGUCCUCGGUGGAGUCUUGGAGGGCAUGUUUGGUGCUGAGGUGUGCAGAGAAGGAACGUCAGAGUUCGGGCUUUUCUGUGAUUACCUGUUGGACAACAGUUUUUUGUCUCUGAGUGAUGUGGAGGCGAGGUGUAAGGAGGCGGCAGCACUCAAACGUCCUCUCUCUAGACUGGAGCUGAGUAUAGAAGAGGUCCAAGAGCUAUUCCAGAGCAGUAAGCUGAGGCUGCAGUUUGCUGAAGAGCAGAUGAAUGGCGCCACUGUCACAGUAUACAGGUGUGGAGACACUAUAGCGGUCUGCAACGGCCCCCUCCUCCCACACACAGGCCUCCUCACAGUCUUCAAGAUGCUGCAGCUGUCCUCUGUGACCCUGGCCAACCAGACAGAGUCCUCCGGUUUGACACGACUGUUAGGUGUGGCCUUUCCAGGUGAGAAAGAGAAGGAGGAGUGGGAGAGGAAGCAGGAGGAAGCGAGGAGGCGGGACCACAGACGCAUCGGGACGGACCAGGAGCUGUUCUUUUUCAAUGAAGUCAGUCCAGGAAGUUGUUUCUUUCUGCCUAAAGGAGCCCACAUCUACAACACACUCACAGACUUCAUUAAGUGUGAAUACCGAAGGCGAGGCUUCACUGAGGUCGUGACCCCAACGCUAUACAGCACUGCUUUAUGGGAGCGCUCUGGCCACUGGGAGCACUACAGCAAGAACAUGUUCACUGUGAAAUCAGAGGACUCUCAGACCUACGCUCUCAAACCCAUGAACUGUCCUGCACACUGCCUGAUGUUUGAGCAGCGCGUUCGCUCGUGGAGAGAGCUCCCUCUGCGAUGGGCCGACUUCGGGGCGCUGCAUCGUAACGAGCUCUCCGGCGCUCUGGGAGGUCUCACUCGCGUUCGCAGGUUCUGCCAGGAUGACGCGCACAUAUUUUGCACACCUGAACAGCUGGAAGAAGAGAUUGUGACUUGUUUGGACUUUGUGAGGAGCGUCUAUCAAGUGUUUGGGUUUUCCUUUCACUGCCUGCUGUCUACGCGACCCACGCCGUGCCUGGGGGAGCCUGAACAGUGGGACACCGCUGAGCAGCAGUUAGAGAGGAGUCUGCAGCAGUUUGGUGAACGCUGGGAAUUAAACCCAGGAGACGGAGCGUUCUACGGACCAAAGAUUGACAUCCUGAUCAAAGAUGCUAUUGGCAGACAGCACCAGUGUGCCACGAUCCAGCUGGACUUCCAGCUGCCAAUCAGAUUUGACCUUCAGUACGUCGGACGAGACGGACAGUUGCACAGACCAGUAAUGAUCCACAGAGCAGUGCUGGGAUCGCUGGAGAGGAUGAUGGCCAUACUGGCUGAAAACUUUGGAGGGAAAUGGCCUCUGUGGCUGUCUCCGGCUCAGGUCGCAGUUAUUCCUGUGGGGGGCAACAAUGAGUCGUACGGCAGGCAGGUGGUCCAGCAGUUCCAUGAAGCUGGCUUUAUGGCAGAUCUGAAUGACGAUGAGGGAGCCACCUUAAAUAAGAAGAUCCGCUCUGCUCAGCUCGCCCAGUAUAACUACAUAUUUGUGGUGGGUGAUAAGGAGCGUGAGAGUGGAACAGUGAACGUGAGGAGCAGAGGGGGUAAACAGCUGGGCAGGAGGCCGACAGAGGAGGUGCUGAUGUCCCUCACAAAGCUACGGGACACCAGAAGCAACCUCGAUGAGUUUUGAUGAUGUCCUGGAAAUAAUGACUCACUGAUGAAAUGUUUGUUUUACAUGUUCAGCCUGUUGCACUUUGGCUUUGUCUGAAGAAGCGGCUGGUUAAAGUUGGAAUAAAAGUAUAAAACACUGA